Molecule: messenger RNA, 909 nt
Organism: Stegastes partitus (bicolor damselfish)
Lineage: Eukaryota; Metazoa; Chordata; Actinopteri; Pomacentridae
Product: adenosine receptor A3-like
Exons: 2
Coding region: 1-909 (302 amino acids)
Biological process (GO): detection of chemical stimulus involved in sensory perception of smell; G protein-coupled receptor signaling pathway
Cellular component (GO): membrane
Molecular function (GO): G protein-coupled receptor activity; odorant binding; olfactory receptor activity
Source: RefSeq, a predicted model, not a curated record
AUGGUUUUGAAUUAUCAGGCCUUUGUGCAAGUUUUCAGCAAGAAUGUGACUGUUGUCAUCCUGGGCAUCACCAUCAACUACAUCAAUGCCACCAUGAUCUACACGUUCAACAGGCAUCAUAUCUUCAAACUGAACCCUCGCUACAUCCUUUUCAUCCACCUGGUGCUGAACGACAUGAUCCAGCUGACCACCAGCAUCACCCUCUUCGUCGUGUCCUACACCUUGCGCACCAUCCACGUCUACGUCUGUUUACUGUUCAUGGUGCCGGCCAUUCUCACCACACAGAACACUCCGCUGAACCUCGCCUUUAUGGCAGCAGAGUGCUACAUUUCUGUCUGCAUUCCCCUCCGCUACAACUACAUAUGCACAGUCAAAAGAACAUAUGUUGUCAUUGGCACAAUCUGGGCUAUAAGUUCAGCUUCUGUCCUGCCAGAUGUCUUCAUUAUUUUUGCCACUGAACAGCUGGAGUUCUUUCACACCAGAGUGUACUGCAAUAGGGACACUACGUUUAGGAGCAGCUACAGUAAAAGCAAGAGGGAUGUGUCUCACAUUGUGUUACUGGUGGUGGUUUGGCUCACGCUGUUCUACGCUUACUUCAGAAUUUUGUUUGUGGCCAAAGCUGCUAAUGCAGAAGCUAAAAAGGCGAGAAACACCAUCCUGCUCCACGGGUGUCAGCUGUUGUUGUGCAUGGCACUCUAUGUGCAGCCGAUGCUCAUUCAGGCUCUCGCGCUUGCAUUCCCUGCAGGGUUACGUUACACAAACUUCCUUUUGUUUAUCACGAACCAAGUGCUUCCUCGCUUUGCAAAUCCAAUUAUCUACGGGCUGCGCGACAAGACCUUCAGAAAGUAUUUUAAAAGAUAUCUGUGCACAGUUAAAAGCCAUUCAAAGAUAUCACUGAAGGUGUCUUAA